Molecule: messenger RNA, 891 nt
Organism: Misgurnus anguillicaudatus (oriental weatherfish)
Lineage: Eukaryota; Metazoa; Chordata; Actinopteri; Cypriniformes; Cobitidae
Gene: nwk
Source: RefSeq, a predicted model, not a curated record
UGGGACCAUUUUUGGACCGUUCUUUCUGACAGUGUAUUAUUCAUGCUGUGUGAUCUGACAUAGCACCUAUAACAUAUCAUUUUCAUCACUGCACUAUACGCAAAAAGUCAUUUGUUUUAAAGAGCAUUUGUACAAGAAAAAUUAACAGGUCAUUUACACGUCUGCAAACCCAAACCACACAAACUACCCACAUUUUUAGCUAAACAAAACUAACUUAGCCUUGAUAUAAACUUCAGUAUAGUCAUUUAUGGUGGUGCUGUGGCAAUACAUUUGUAAUGAAUAAACUGCAAUGGGUUGUGAAUUUGGAAAGGCAAGGUUAAAUCCACGAAUACCACCAUCAUUAUAAGAGGCUAUUCUGAGCUGUACGUCUCUAGGGGAGCCAUGAUGACGCUAUAAGCAAGUGGAAAGAGCUUUUGGGAAACAGAGGCGACCCAGCUGCAAACUGACCCGGCGGCGAUAACAGGCAUUGCAAACAUGUUCACACUGUUGGCUUUGAUGGCACUAUUGGUUGUCCCGGUUGAGUCGGACGUUUCAAGCACAGAUCAGUGGAAAUCUCUGAGCAACCCCCAGAGCAGGAACCUGUUUUUUCAGAUUCUGCAGUCGUAUCUUGAAGGCAGAGACAGAGAAGCUCAAGCAAUGGACAGAAAAGCAAAUGUGAAGGAAAACAAAAACAGCAAUAUGCCAAAUAAUGGUUAUGAAAAAUAUAACCUCUUUAUGCACAAUGACAUUUAUGAUGCUUAGCUGAAUAUUGUCCUUUUAAGUUCUCUGAUGUUUAAUGUCUACUACAAGGUAAAUUACAGUUUAAAAAAAUGUUAUUAUAUUAUUAUUAAAGCACACAAAGUCAUUAUGUCUGUAAUGGUCUUUUACACAGUAAAACCUGUUGCUUAACAA